CCAGCUCCUGCCUCAUUGCUUAUUCGGAAGCUGAAUCGUACGGUGUUGAAAAGAGAACGUGCCGAAGGUUCGAGUUUACAAACUGCAAAAGCAACAAACAACAAACAACAAAAAACCGGUGCCGAAUUCGAGUACGGGUACUCGCACGCCAACUAGACAACAAGUUUUUCUAUUGCUUCGAAAGCCUCUGCAGACCUUAAAAGCCUUCCGCAUCAAGAUGAAACUGUUACCCGUGCUGCUGUUGACGCUCGGUGUCACCUUCUGUUGGGCGAAACCUGCCCCACAAGAGAUGCCAGACAUGCCGGUGGAGGUGGCCCAAACCGAGGCAGAAGCUACUACGGUUAGCGUGACGACUACCACUACUACUACUACCACCGUACCGUCCACAUCUUCCCAACAGCCAGUGACGCCCGUGGAGACUACCUCGGUUGCUGCGAGUUCUUCCGCGAUGGACGAAGUGAUGCAGACCACCGUCGUGCCGGCAGUUCCUAGCUCGGAAGCAUCCAGUCAGGCGGUCCCAGAAUCGUCCACUGCCAGUCAAGCGGCUACGGAGUCUUCCACCGCUAGCCAGCCCGCCGCCACACAAUCGUCCGCUGCUACCGAAUCUGUCAGUGUGCAGGGAGCCACGAGUGAGGAACCGGCUAGUAACGUCGCCACAACACAACUCGCUCAGGUAGCUUCAACCGGCACGCCGGUAGAUCCGUCCGAUACCAACACGGAACCUGCAGCCGAGCAGACGACGACGGCAUCGAACGCCGACGCUACGCAAGCUCCUGCCGUUGACAGCAGCGACGCCACCAGCAUGGCACAGACAAGUGAAGCGCCCGUAUCAUCAACCGCAACCUCUCCGGCCGCUGUAAUGGCUGCCGAGGUGAGCGAAUCGACCACAACUACAUCCACCUCAACCGUAUCGACUGCUGCAGCUGUGUCAUCUACAGAAUCGGCAUCCACCACCUCUGCCGCACCGGUAGUGGCUGACGUUACUACUACCACCACCACCGCCACCACCACCACCACUACUACCGCUGCUUCGACGGAGGUUGAUGCGUCCAACGACUCAUCGUCCGGGUCGACGGAGAGUGCGUAAAGCUUAACCCUGUUUUCACUAGGUAGGGAAACACCGGCAUAUCCGUCAAGGAACACUUUAGCGAGGGUAUCCAUCAUACAUGCGCCGUUUACUUCUAGACGAGCAGAGGACCACAUAUUAAAACGUUCCACACAAACCUAACUCUCAACACUAGUUUUCAACUUCAAGCAAAAACCCCUUUGGAAGAAAGAUGGCCACGAAGCAAGCGACAUACUUAGGCACAGAAGAGCGCCAACAAGUGAGCAAACUCGUGUCUGCGUGCGUGGUACGAAACUGUAGAUUGUAACAUACGACAUAGCAUUUACUACCAAGUACCGUACCUACUAGUGUAAACGAUAGCGUGCGAGAGGGUACGGUCGGAAGCGGGCGGAUCCGAAACAAACAGCAACUUUACUUUCCGUAAUAAAAUCUCGUUAACGCGUUUGACAAAACCACUAA
This is a messenger RNA of Anopheles stephensi (Asian malaria mosquito), 1525 nucleotides long. Its product is annotated as cell wall protein DAN4-like. NCBI's taxonomy places the organism in Eukaryota, Metazoa, Arthropoda, Insecta, Diptera, Culicidae. The record is from RefSeq and is a predicted model, not a curated record. The transcript is spliced from 2 exons. Bases 218 to 1087 code for a protein of 289 amino acids.